Molecule: messenger RNA, 1091 nt
Organism: Pieris rapae (cabbage white)
Lineage: Eukaryota; Metazoa; Arthropoda; Insecta; Lepidoptera; Pieridae
Gene: Syx18
Product: syntaxin-18
Exons: 2
Coding region: 89-1054 (321 amino acids)
Biological process (GO): retrograde vesicle-mediated transport, Golgi to endoplasmic reticulum
Cellular component (GO): membrane; SNARE complex; endoplasmic reticulum
Source: RefSeq, a predicted model, not a curated record
AUCAGAAUCUGUGCUUUUUAUAAUUUGUUGUCUUGUUGUAUUUUGUGAGGACUUUCGACGAAUUUAUAAAAAUAAUUAAUAGGUGAAAAUGGAUAUAACACCCUUAUUUAAAGCAUGUAUAAAAACAGUAAAAACUCGAAAUAAGACUUUUGGUAUUUUAAGUCCGACUCCAGAAGAGAAGAAAGCCAUUUUGCGGCAAAAAUCUAAUAAAAAUGGUUUUAUGUUAACUGCAAAAGACAUUACUUCUCAAAUAACAAGACUAAGAGAUUUCUUGUUAGAACAUAGAGAGAGGUAUCUAAAUUACUUAAAUGACAUAUCGGGGACUGAAAUGACGGAGUAUGAACGUGAUCAAAUAGACACAGGUGCUCAAAGAAUCAUCAAUACAUGUUCGCACCUUAUUAAAGAAUUCAGGAGUGAUAACCGCAAAUUAGGUGUAUCACAGCAGAUGCGGGAGUACAUGGAUGCAGUCAUUGAUCUUAUAGAUAGUUAUUUAAAAGCUGUCUGUAAAAUACACAGUGAAUUGAAGGCUUUUCGUGUAAAGCGAGCCUUAGAUAUGCGAAAACUCUCACGUUUAGAAGUAACACAGAAAACAACUUCCAUACCGAACCCUUUUAUUGUAGAAGCUGAAAAAGAGAAUGAAAUUGAUUUUGAAGAAAUAGACAGUUCAAAAACAAAACUUGAGCUAUCAGAGAAUGAAAUAGCAGUUUUAUCUGAUGAAGGUGAAUUAAGUGCUGAAGAGUUGCAAAUGUUUGAAUCUGAAAAUGUCCAACUCCUUAAUGAACUAAACAGUUUGACAGAAGAAGUGAGACAAAUUGAAAGCAAAGUCUUACAUAUAGCUGAGUUGCAAGAAAUAUUUACUGAAAAGGUUUUACAACAAGAGCAGGAUAUUGAUCGCAUUGCCAAUACUGUAGUAGGAACUACGGAAACAAUGAAAGAUGCAAAUGAUCAAAUUAAGCAGGCAAUACAAAGAAAUGCUGGAUUACGAGUGUAUAUAUUAUUCUUCUUACUUGUCAUGUCUUUUACUCUUCUUUUCUUAGAUUGGUAUAAUGAUUAGAAUAUAAUAAUUGAAAAAAAAAAGUGUUGAUUUAUUG